This is a messenger RNA of Knipowitschia caucasica, 498 nucleotides long. NCBI's taxonomy places the organism in Eukaryota, Metazoa, Chordata, Actinopteri, Gobiiformes, Gobiidae. The record is from the annotation of a GenBank genome assembly.
AUGAAAGUGUGCAGCGGGUGGAUAGGGGUUGCAGGGGGGGGUUAUUGGCGGACCGCUGCUGGUGGUAGUGAUGGCCUGGUGUGGUGUGGCGAGUGGUGUGGUGUGGGGGUGGUGGAGGGUGGGGUGGGUGUGGUGGUGGGGUGGGUGUGGUGUGUGUGGUGUGGGGUGAGGGUGGGGAGGGUGGGGUGUAGGCGUGGAGUGGUGUGGGUGUGGUUUGGUGUGGGGUGGGGUGGAGUGGUGGGUUGGGUGUGGGUUGUGUGUGGUUUGAUGGGUGGUUUGGUUUGGUGUGGUUUGGUGUGGUUGGGGUGGUGUUGGUGUGGUUGGCGUGGGGAGGGGUUUGGAGUGUUGUGGGGUGGUUUGGGGUGGUGUGGGUUUGGUGUGGUGUGGGGUGGUGUGGUGUGGUGUGGUGUGGUGGUGGGUGUUGUGGAUGUGGUGUGGUAUGGGGUGGUGUGGUGUGGUGUGGUGUGGGUGUGGUGGUGUGGUGUGGGUAUGGGGUAG